GGAAGUGGGGCGGUCGCCGUGGCAACGCGGCGCUGUGUGCCGGCGGCCGGAGGCGGCGGGUGCUGUGAGAAGCGAUGGCCACAGCGGCUCUCCUGAACUUAGCACCAGCUCACCUCUACUUCCCUUCAAGCACAGCAGCCGCUUUCCUGGGGAGAAACGCCGCCGACAUGCACGUCACCAGGCCAAAAUCUGCCAAGGGGCGCACGAGGCCGAGCUUCAAUUAUUCUCAGAGCCUGGAAGCCUGUCCUUGCCAAGUGCCAUCUUCCCCACCACCAGCACCUCCUCACAAACUAGUGAACAGCCGGAGAGUGUUGGCCACAAAACCGGCGUUCCCAUCCGGCCAGGCGUCUCCCGAGGAAAUCCCGGAGCUCCUGCGGCAAGUGCCUUUGAGGACCUCCUCUUCCCUGAACAAGUACAGGGUGCUCCCCUCCAUCGGCUGGAAGGGCGCAGGGAGCGGCGCUGUGGAAGCGGCGGCGGAACAGACCGGCCGGCUGGAAGUGAGCGGGGGGCAGGAGGAUGCUCUGAAAAUCAAAACUCUUUCCGGAGAACGAGGAUCUGCCGGCGUAUUGUCAGCAAGUGGGGUCCCAGAUGAAGGGAGCUCACACCUGCAACGUCCUCCUGAGAAGCCCGGGAGGAAAAUGAGGCAAGAAAGCCUUUCGAUGUGGACUUCGGGUUUGGAAGAGCCGCUGAAAGAAGAGUCAGACCUGCUGCUUGCUCUUCGAUCUCCCUCUGGUCAGAGAUUUGAACAUCAUUUCAAGCCCACCGACAGUCUCCAGGCGGUCCUUGCCGUGGCAGAACAGAAAAUGUCAGCCAAAUACAAACAUUGCAGCGUUGAAACGAUGGAGGUGCCCCGAAGGAGUUUCUCUGACCUCACGAGGUCCCUCCAGGAAUGUGGGAUUCUCCACAAGUCCGUGCUGUGCCUCCGACUGAAAGAGCGGCACGAUGCAGGCCUUUAGGCGCACAGAGACGCUGCCGCGGGUCGUUCUGCCGAGUGGGAUGCGUUGCUACUUCUGAAAAAAAAUGAGAGUCUGAUGUUUCCUGGGCCUAUUCCUUCAUCUUCCCAUCUUCCUACAAUUCCCUUUGAAGCUGGCUCGUGUAUAGGUGUCGAAAUAGUAUUUCAAGUGUAUAUACCUGCUACCAAAACAGCAUCUUUUUCACGUGUGCCAUCACAAAUUGCUUCCUGAGCACAACCAACCUUUGGCCUGUUUGGUUUUUUGAAAUCGCCGAUGUUGUUCUUUGAAGACUGAAGUUUCCAAGACCUCUCCCCUUGUCCUUUUCUCUAUUUCAGGAAGGUACCACUUCCCGCAGUGGAUCCGGGUGCAGAGGCACCUAUUUGGGAAGGUGGAAACAGAACUGUGUUACUCUGGAGGACCGUCUUCAGUAGGUUGUCAUCAUCCUAAGCAUCUUCUUCUCCAGAGUAACUGAAAAGGAGAUCACACCUGAAAACCAUCUGGAAUGUAAUAACAGUUUAAUGGAUGAUUGUGAAGUAUUAAAUUGCAAGACAGAUGGUAAUAUACCUGUGAGGGCUCAGCUCUUUCUGGAUAACCUCAGUGCAGCUUUUAAGAGUGUGACUACAUUGCCUUCUUAAGAACAAAUAGUUAUUAUUUUGGCUAUAUUGGUGAGCAGCAGGAUUUUCUCCUUAGUUCUCCUUCUCUCAUUCAACUCGUGUGAUCCAUAGGUAAGAAUAGAUGGGUAGUUAAGAUGGGAUGUUACAAAAUACUUGCAUUUAACACCUUUACACUGAAAUGAGUUAUUCUAAGAAAGCAAGUUCUGCUUUGAGAAUUUUUAAAUAAAAUUAUAUUCAUUGAUUUUGACUUGAGGAAUUGGCUCAGGCAGUAGGCCAUGUUUUACUAAACCAUCAUUAAAAAAGGCUGGUAGGGUAACUUGGCAGGUUUUAGAUAAAUACAAUGUGCUUGUGCUAAAAAAACCCAUCUUCUAGGUUUCUAAUGGAAAUUUAUAUGAUUCAAAGAGAAUAAUUUAAUCUACUAAAAAAGGGACCACUUGCCACACAGAUGAGCUAGUUUUAAUAUUCUGAGGUAAACCCAGCUUUUUUUUAACCCCAGUGUAACUGCCAAACCAGCCGAGAACAGCGGGAGAAACAGGAGAGUGGUAGAAAACUGAUCCUGGUGCUGACCAAGAGCUCAGCACCUGCUGCUAAAGCAGGUGUUGGGGUGCAGCGGCUGUGUGAAAGCGGUGCCAGCUGAAAUGGUGUUACCUACUGCUGCAGCGAUGGCACCGGCACAGGAGCAAUCCCGGUGUCUUCAGGGAGACCAGGGUGUUGAAACAGAUGGGUGCUUUUCAUCAAACCUCCGCGGGGAGCAAAGUGUUUCACUUAGUUUCAGGAACAGGGACCAUUUUCUGUGUUUCAUUCAGCGUUAGGUGGUUAAUUCCCUUCUGGUUUUGUGUACAUUAUGUUACUUCUAAGUUUCAGAGUGUUUUCAUACUGCGUGGUAGUACAAUCAAUAAAACCUUUUAGGCUGAAA
Tyto alba (common barn owl) is the source of this 2483-nucleotide messenger RNA. It is a transcript of the gene UBXN10, whose product is annotated as UBX domain protein 10. The record is from RefSeq and is a predicted model, not a curated record. Gene Ontology annotation, molecular function: protein binding. Bases 75 to 956 code for a protein of 293 amino acids. The transcript has 2 exons. Lineage: Eukaryota; Metazoa; Chordata; Aves; Strigiformes; Tytonidae.